Molecule: messenger RNA, 1431 nt
Organism: Scophthalmus maximus (turbot)
Lineage: Eukaryota; Metazoa; Chordata; Actinopteri; Pleuronectiformes; Scophthalmidae
Exons: 4
Coding region: 313-1239 (308 amino acids)
Source: RefSeq, a predicted model, not a curated record
UGUCUAUUCGGCGCAUGCGCACUUCAUGUAGCUAGCUUUAACAUCUGGCCAAGAAUGAAUUGACGAGCUAAAGUAAAUCUAUAUUAUGACCUAUUCAAAUAAAUAUCUUUCAUUCUGUCUAGUCUGGAUAUCAUCUCCGCCAAGUUCAACGCGACGAGAACCGUAAUGGACGAAUAUCGGGGGUAGAAAUAAACAUACGUUAUCCUUAGUGAGCUAGCAAGCUAACAAGCUAACAAGCUAGCUGACGUUAGCUCCGGGGCUAACACACGCACACAGCUGUUGGCUCUCAGGUGGUCGUACUCACGGGGGGAGAUGUAUUUACUCUACACCAUCAUCGCGUCUUUGGUUUCUUUUUUCAUUCUGAAGUGCAUGAAGAAGAGGAGGUACUGCACCGACCUGAAGAGACUUGAUGGCAAAACAGUUCUGAUCACAGGUGGGAAUUCCGGCGUUGGCAAGGAGGCAGCGGUUGCCCUGGCGAUGAGGGGCGCCCGUGUCAUCAUCGCCUGCAGGGACCCGGACAGGGCGGAGAAGGCCGUGAGGGAGAUCAAGUCCAGGAGUCACAGUCUCAACGUCCUCCACAUGGAGCUGGACCUGGCCAACCUGCGCUCCGUUCGGGAAUUCUGCAAGAGCUUCCUCCAGAGGGAGAAGCGGCUGGACGUCCUGGUCAACAAUGCGGCCAUGCCCAGUGUCCUCGACUGGACGGACGACGGCUUCAGCAUGUGCUUCGGCGUCAACCACCUGGGCCACUUCCUGCUCACCAAUCUGCUCCUGUCCCGCCUGAAGGAGUGCGCCCCCAGCCGCGUGCUCACCCUCACGUGCUCCACCUACAAGUACCAGAAGCUGGACUUCCAGGACCUCAACUACAACCUGCUGCCCUUCUUCACCUACUGCCGCAGCAAGCUGGCCAACAUCUACUUCAGCCAGGAGCUGGCCCGCGUCGCGGAGGGCAAAGAUGUGACCACCUACGCUGUGCACCCUGGUUUCGUCCAAAGCGACUGGACGUGCCACUACUCCUUCCUGUUCCGGAUGCUGACGCAGGUGAUCAUGUGGAUGUUCUUCGUGCCGUGCGAGGUCGGAGCGCAGACGGUCGUCUACUGCGCCGUGUCGGACGAGGCGGCCAAACACAGCGGGGGCUACUUCGUGGACUGCCGGCCCUCCACCCUGCGACCGUUCGCCCGAGACGCCGGCGUCGCCAAGAAAUUGUGGGAGGCCAGUGAGAGACUGGUGAAACUGGUUUGAUGGUAGACGCCGGGGAGACUGGUGCUUUGUGUUUUAUUUAUUUAAAAUGUCAUAUUUAUUCAUAUUAUUUUUUUGUUAUUUAUAAUGCAGAUGCAAAGGUUUAUUGUUCCCUUUAGGUGCUCGGGUAUUUUAAGAUGUAAUUAUAUUGUGGAUUAUCCGUUUUUCUAUGCACAAAUAAAAAGGUUUACAGAG